GAGCACCUGAACACCAAAACGACAAAUAAGAAAAUCAUGAAUGAGAGAUCAUCUUUUUAUCCAAAGAGUCCAGGGCCAGCAGGCACUCAUGUCCCGGAAUUGGAGCCACUAGGUCAGGAAUGUGUACGACGCUCUAUCAAAAGACUCAAACCUCAACUCUCACAAAGAAUUAAGAGGCAAACUAGAUAUUGCUGGGCCAUAGAGUUGAUUUACACCAGUCAAAAAUGUUUUGGACUCUUAGUUAAAGAGUAA
This is a messenger RNA of Dovyalis caffra, 252 nucleotides long. The record is from the annotation of a GenBank genome assembly. Lineage: Eukaryota; Viridiplantae; Streptophyta; Magnoliopsida; Malpighiales; Salicaceae.